This is a messenger RNA of Drepanopeziza brunnea f. sp. 'multigermtubi' MB_m1, 1539 nucleotides long. RefSeq lists its product as uncharacterized. Lineage: Eukaryota; Fungi; Ascomycota; Leotiomycetes; Helotiales; Drepanopezizaceae. Gene Ontology annotation, biological process: UDP-N-acetylglucosamine biosynthetic process. Gene Ontology annotation, molecular function: UDP-N-acetylglucosamine diphosphorylase activity. The record is from RefSeq and is a predicted model, not a curated record.
AUGGAAGCUGUCAAAAACGUUCUGCACAAGAUGCACGUCACCGGGAACAGCGAAGCGGCAACCCCUCAUCGAGAGCCCACAGCCGAAGAACUCCAAGAGCUCAAGGACAAGUACACCAAGGCGAAACAAGAGCAAGUCUUUGCCUUCUACGAGACACUCAGCACUACAGAGAAAGCCACUCUCUUCGAGCAACUAUCCUCCUUCGACCCCGAGCACAUAAACACCAUCACCGACCGAGCCCUCAACCCUCCCGCCGAAACGAAAGAUGCAGAGAAGGGAACUGGCCUCGAGCCCCUCCCCGAAUCUGCUACCGCCAGUAUCCUUGACUCAAAGACAGAAGAUAUCGAGAAGUGGUACGACUCGGGCUUGGACUUGAUUGCUGCCAAUAAAGUCGGUGUGGUGCUUAUGGCUGGUGGGCAAGGCACCCGGUUAGGAAGCUCAGAUCCCAAAGGCUGCUUCAACAUCGGUCUGCCAUCCGAGAAGUCGCUAUUCAAGAUUCAAGCAGAACGGAUUCGUAAAGUACAAAAGCUGGCACAGAAGAAGGGAGGAAAGGGGGAGGUCGUGGUUCCAUGGUAUGUCAUGACCAGUGGUCCUACAAGAGGCCCCACCGAGAAAUAUUUCCAGGAGAACGACUAUUUCGGACUCGAGAAGGAGAAUAUUGUGAUUUUCGAGCAAGGAGUUUUACCUUGUAUCUCGAAUGAUGGAAAGAUCCUGCUGGAGAGUAAGGGGAAGGUUGCUGUGGCUCCUGAUGGAAAUGGAGGCAUCUACCAGGCAUUGGUCACAUCCAAUGUUAUGAGUGACAUGCGAAAGCGAGGUAUCGAGCACAUCCACGCUUACUGUGUGGAUAACUGCCUGGUGAAGGUAGCAGACCCGGUCUUCAUCGGGUUUGCUGCCUCAAAAGACGUCGACAUUGCCACGAAGGUUGUCCGAAAGCGCAAUGCUACCGAGUCUGUCGGUCUCAUUCUUCUCAAGAAUGGCAAGCCAGAUGUCGUCGAGUAUUCCGAAAUCGACAAGGAGACUGCCGAGGCAAAGGAUGCCAAGCAACCUGAUGUCCUCAAGUUCAGGGCCGCAAACAUCGUCAACCACUAUUACUCAUUCCGCUUCCUCGAAUCGAUCCCAGAAUGGGCACACAAGCUCCCUCACCACGUUGCCCGCAAGAAGAUCCCGUAUGUGGAUACCGAUAAGGGAACUACGAUCAAGCCAGAGAAGCCCAAUGGAAUCAAGUUGGAGCAAUUCGUCUUCGACUGCUUCCCAUUGCUCAAGCUCGAGCAGUUCGCUUGCAUGGAGGUUAAGCGAGAGGACGAGUUCUCGCCGCUAAAGAAUGCUAGAGGUACAGGUGAGGAUGAUCCAGAUACCAGUAAGAAGGAUAUCAUGGACCAAGGAAAGCGGUGGGCACAGGCUGCCGGUGCCACGGUCAUCAGUGAGGGCAGUGCUGAUGGCAUUGAGGUCUCGCCAUUGAUCAGCUACGGUGGAGAGGGAUUGGAAAAGCUCAAGGGGAAGACGAUUACGGCUCCGGCAGUCCUGGAGAAGGAAUUGUAG